AUGCCCACCACCAGCAUUCCUACUGUCCUGGUAGACAACGGCGCGUCAGCAAUCAAAGCUGGCAUUCUCGGCGUACACGACGAACAACCCCGAGUCAUUUCAAAUGCCGUGGUCCGAGCUAAAGGCGACAAUGCUACCUAUAUUGGGCAUGAGUUAGCCAAGUGUCGUGACUGCACAUCUCUCCGAUUCCGUCUGCCAUUCGAGAAGGGAUUUCUUGUUGAUUGGGAUGCUCAAAAGGCCAUCUGGGAUGGUCUAUUCUCGACUGAGGUCCUUGGGAUCAACACGUCCGAGUCCUCUUUGCUGAUUACGGAGCCUUACUUCAAUCUUCCAAACAUCCAAGACGUCUACGAUCAGUUCGUGUUCGAAGAAUACGAGUUUCGAUCUUAUUUCAGAUGCACCCCCGCGUCGCUCAUACCAUAUGGCCAGCUCUUUGCUCAGUCAAACUCACCAACACCGGAGUGCUGGCUCGUCGUUGACUCCGGAUUUAGCUUCACCCACGUCGUCCCACUCCUCAACGGAGAAGUAGUAUGGGAGGCUGUAAAGAGAAUCGACGUCGGUGGGAAGCUCCUGACCAACCAACUGAAAGAGAACGUGUCAUAUCGCCAAUGGAACAUGAUGGAAGAAACACACAUCAUGAACGAAAUCAAGGAGGCUUGCUGCUUUGUGUCCGAGGACUUCGCAGCGGACCUUGAGACCUGCCGGAUGGCCAACGAGCGGUUCUCUAUCCCAGAGAUCCUUUUUAGUCCGACCGAUAUCGGUCUAGAGCAGGCAGGGCUCAGCGCGACGGUGGCGGCGAGCAUAGCGCUUUUACCAGACGAUCUGCAGGGUAUGUUUUGGGCAAACAUUGGUCUGAUUGGUGGCAACACCGCCAUGCCUGGCUUCCGAAAUAGACUGAUGUCCGAACUACGCUCGCUCGCGCCCAUCGACUGCGAGGUGGGGAUAUACGCCUCUGCAGAGCCGAUCCUGGAGGCGUACCGAUCGGCGCUCGCAUUCGCCGCGCGGCCGGAGUUUGCGCAGUGCGUCGUGACGAGGGAAGAGUACCAGGAAAUGGGCUCGAGCGCGUGCAGGCGCAAGUUUCGGGAUUGGAAGCCCGCCGUUGACAAGGAGCAGCCGCCGCGCGCAGGCGUGGGCAAGGGCGCAGCAGGGUCUUCCGCGCGGGGCUCGAGCGACAGCGAAGACGAAGACGAUGGUACACCACCCCCUGGUCAGCCGACGAAGAAACCUGGUCGUGGGAGAGGUAGAGGGAGGGGCGCACGAGGCGGCGGCAAGCGGGGUGCGUCGUAA
This is a messenger RNA of Dichomitus squalens LYAD-421 SS1, 1284 nucleotides long. RefSeq names its product actin-like protein ARP6. The transcript has 11 exons. NCBI's taxonomy places the organism in Eukaryota, Fungi, Basidiomycota, Agaricomycetes, Polyporales, Polyporaceae. Gene Ontology annotation, cellular component: Swr1 complex. The record is from RefSeq and is a predicted model, not a curated record. The coding region runs from base 1 to 1284 and encodes 427 amino acids. Gene Ontology annotation, molecular function: nucleosome binding.